GCGAAAUUGCCUUUAUUAUCUCGCGUUCCGGGGGAUCUCUUUGGAGGUUAAGCGUUUUUUUUUUUUUUUUUUUUUUUUUGGAAAAGAAAACAUGACGUCGCCAGCAAAAUUCAAAAAGGAUAAGGAGAUCAUAGCUGAGUAUGACACCCAAGUUAAAGAGAUCCGUGCCCAAUUGGUAGAGCAGCUGAAAUGCCUUGACCAACAGUGUGAGCUUCGGGUCCAGUUACUGCAGGACUUGCAGGAUUUCUUCCGCAAGAAGGCAGAGAUUGAGAUGGAUUACUCAAGGAAUUUGGAGAAGUUGGCUGAGAGAUUCCUGGCUAAAACUAGGAGCACCAAAGACCAGCAAUUCAAGAAGGAUCAGAACGUGCUGUCGCCGGUGAAUUGCUGGAACUUGCUGCUCAAUCAGGUGAAGAGGGAGAGCAGGGAUCACACCACCCUCAGUGACAUCUAUCUCAACAACAUCAUCCCCCGCUUCGUGCAGGUCAGCGAGGACUCGGGACGCCUCUUCAAGAAGAGCAAGGAAGUGGGAUUGCAGCUCCAGGAAGACUUGAUGAAGGUCCUGAAUGAACUCUACACGGUUAUGAAAACCUACCACAUGUACAAUGCUGACAGCAUCAGCGCCCAGAGCAAGCUGAAGGAGGCAGAGAAGCAGGAGGAGAAGCAGAUUGGGAAGUCAGUGAAACAAGAGGACAAGCAGACCCCGCGCUCCCCCGACUCGACGUCCAACGUCAAGUUUGAAGAGAAACACGUGCGGCGAAGCUCUGUCAAAAAAAUAGAGAAAAUGAAGGAGAAGCGCCAAGCAAAGUACACAGAAAACAGGCUGAAGGCAAUUAAGGCAAGAAAUGAGUAUCUGCUGGCCCUGGAAGCCACCAAUGCCUCGGUGUUCAAGUAUUACAUCCACGACCUGUCUGAUCUCAUUGAUCAGUGCUGUGACCUGGGGUACCACGCCAGCCUCAACAGAGCCCUCAGGACGUUCCUGUCGGCGGAGCUGAACCUGGAGCAGUCGAAGCACGAGGGGCUGGACGCCAUCGAGAACGCCGUGGAGAACCUGGACGCCAACAGCGACAAGCAGAGGCUGAUGGAGAUGUACAACAACGUCUUCUGCCCCCCCAUGAAGUUCGAGUUCCAGCCACACAUGGGUGACAUGGAGUCCCAGCUCUGUGCCCAGCAGCCGGUCCAGAGCGAGCUGGUGCAGCGGUGUCAGCAGUUGCAGUCCAGGCUAUCUACGCUGAAGAUUGAAAAUGAAGAGGUUAAGAAGACGAUGGAAGCCACACUCCAGACAAUCCAGGACAUCGUCACGAUAGAGGACUUUGAUGUCUCUGACUGUUUCCAGUACAGCAACUCCAUGGAGUCUGUGAAAUCCACUGUCUCAGAGACGUUCAUGAGCAAGCCCAGCAUUGCCAAGAGACGGGCGAACCAGCAGGAGACAGAGCAGUUCUACUUCACGAAAAUGAAGGAGUAUCUGGAAGGCAGGAACCUGAUAACGAAGCUCCAAGCCAAGCACGACCUUCUUCAGAAGACCCUGGGAGAAAGUCAGCGGACUGACUGCGCCCUAGCCAGUGGCAGGCGCAGCUCCACCGUCAGGAAGCAGGAUUCCUCCCAAGCCAUUCCCCUGGUCGUGGAGAGCUGCAUCCGAUUCAUCAGCAGGCACGGUUUGCAGCAUGAAGGAAUAUUCCGAGUGUCUGGGUCUCAAGUUGAAGUGAAUGACAUAAAAAAUGCAUUUGAGAGAGGGGAAGAUCCCUUGGCUGGGGACCAGAAUGACCACGACAUGGAUUCAAUAGCAGGAGUCCUGAAGCUCUAUUUUCGAGGGUUGGAGCACCCACUCUUCCCCAAGGAUAUCUUCCAUGAUCUGAUUGCCUGUGUCACGAUGGAUAAUUUACAGGAGAGAGCUCUGCACGUGCGGAAGGUGCUGCUGAACCUGCCGAAGACCACCCUGAUUGUAAUGAGAUACCUCUUUGCAUUCCUCAAUCAUUUAUCUCAGUUCAGUGAAGAAAACAUGAUGGAUCCCUACAAUUUAGCCAUCUGCUUUGGACCAACGCUGAUGUCAGUGCCUGAAGGUCACGACCAAGUCUCUUGCCAAGCUCAUGUCAAUGAAUUGAUCAAAACCAUCAUCAUCCAACAUGAGAACAUCUUCCCGGGCCCAAGGGAGCUGGAGGGUCCAGUCUAUAGCAGAGGUGGAAGCACAGAGGAUUACUGUGAAAGUCCUCAUGGGGAGAGAGCCUCCACAGAAGACUCGGUGCAGGACGUCACGGCCGAACACCACACCAGUGAUGACGAGUGUGAGCCCAUAGAAGCAAUAGCAAAGUUUGACUACCUUGGCAGGACAGCACGAGAGCUGUCCUUCAAGAAAGGAGCCUCCCUCCUGCUCUACCAGCGGGCCUCGGAUGACUGGUGGGAGGGACGGCACAACGGCAUCGACGGCCUCAUCCCCCACCAGUACAUCGUCGUGCAGGACACUGAGGAUGGAAUCUCAGAAAGGUCCAGCCCGAAGUCUGAAAUAGAAAUAAAUUCUGAGCCACCGGAAGAAAAAGUGACAGCCAGAGCUGGCGCCAGCUGCCCGAGCGGGGGGCACGUCGCAGAUAUUUACCUUGCAAACAUCAACAAGCAAAGAAAGAAACCAGAGUCAGGCAGCAUCAGAAGAGCCUUCCGUCAAAGUGACAGCCAUGGACUAGGUAGCUCACUGGCAGAACCAGCCUCCCCCGGAGCCAUAGCCGGUUCCAGACCCUCAUCUCAGCCCAUUAUGAGCCAAAGUCUUCCCAAGGAGGUUCCAGAUAAGUGCUCCAUCAGUGGCCACGGCAGCCUCAAUUCCAUCAGCCGACACUCGUCGCUGAAGAACAGGAUCGACAGCCCCCAGAUCCGGAAAACUGUCACAGCAGGGAGGUCCAAGAGCUUCAACAACCACCGGCCCAUGGACCCUGAGGUCAUUGCACAGGACAUUGAAGCCACAAUGAACUCUGCUCUGAACGAGCUGCGGGAGCUGGAGAGGCAGAGCAGCGUCAAGCACACGCCAGACGUUGUCCUGGACACCCUGGAGCCCUUGAAAACGUCCCCCGUGGUGGCCCCCACCUCGGAACCCUCCAGCCCUCUGCACACCCAGCUCCUCAAGGACUCUGAGCCGCCUUUCCAGCGCAGCGCCAGCACGGCCGGGGACAUUCCGUGCACCUUCCGGCCCGUCAAGUCCGUCAAAAUGGCCACCCAGGUGAAACCUCCGGCAACUCGCCCAAAACCCGCCGUUUUCCCCAAAACCAACGCCACGAGCCCCGGCGUGGCCUCCUCUGCGUCCCAGCAGCCCAGCGACAAGUCCUGUACUGUGUGACGAACUCGAUGCUGCUCCGCGGAGACACCUCUUACUGCUUCGGGUGGAGAGACUCUGUUAAAGACAUUA
Molecule: messenger RNA, 3385 nt
Organism: Empidonax traillii (willow flycatcher)
Lineage: Eukaryota; Metazoa; Chordata; Aves; Passeriformes; Tyrannidae
Gene: SRGAP2
Product: SLIT-ROBO Rho GTPase activating protein 2
Exons: 22
Coding region: 92-3316 (1074 amino acids)
Biological process (GO): signal transduction; negative regulation of cell migration
Cellular component (GO): cytoplasm
Molecular function (GO): protein binding
Source: RefSeq, a predicted model, not a curated record